CGCCAAUAAAUUUCUUUUAUUGUUUUUAUUGCUGCCAGUCAUUUAAUUAUUUUCUUUUUAUUAUCUUGUUUCAUCAAUUUAAAAACAACAACAAAAAACAAAAUGGAAAAAAGAAUUUAUUUAUUUUCUUCAUUUUAACAAUUAAUUAAUUGGAAUUUUAAUUUUUAACUCUUUCUUUGCCUUUGCGCUUCUUUUAAAUGCGUUGGAGUUGUUGUGCCUCAUCCCAUUCUAUUUCUUCUUCUUGUUCUUCCUCUUCCGCUUCACUAAGUUCACAGGAAGAUGAAAAUUCGAGACAACAUAGCCCAAAUGCGUCACCUAGCAAUUUAAUUGCUUUGAAAGCUGUGGCCAACGGUGGAAAACGUCGUCAUCAUAAGAAAAAGAAAAAGGGGAACAAAGGGGAAAAUAAUGAUGGACUUGGGACUAAAUUGCGGACAUUGUCUGAAUCUUCUUCAACAAACACUUUUUCACCUGCCGUUAAACCCACCGAUAGCAUAAUCAGAAGACAGCCAGAAGGUAUUCUCAAGGGUACUCAUCAAAGGAUUGGUCGGCCGCCCGGUCGUGCCGUUCAAUAUGCAGAGGGCACAAAUUCAGGAAUUGACACAGCUGAAGGGCAACCAAUGCUUUCAUCACAAGGAACGAUCGACCCAGCUUCCUCCCCAACUUGUUCAUCCCCUUCUUCACCUCCAACAUCUUUCUCGUCUAAUGGCGAUCCUUCGUCGUUUAUGGCCAGACGCGCAUCUGCCACCCAAAUGGAACAAUACGGGCCUAUGUUGUUGAGACAUUGCAAAAGGGCUUUAUUGGUGCUUAAUUCUUUUUCUACUUCUACUGGAAAUAUAUUUAACAACAAACCGACAUGUUCCUCAAAUUCUAUUAAUGAUUGCCCUUUAUUUUGUAAUUUAAGGAAAGCUGGGUGGGAAAUAGAGAUCUGUACUUCACAAUCAGCUUUAGACGAAGUUCGUACUCGAAGACCUGUAAUUAUUUUAUUGGAUGGAAUUACUCAUUGUGGUAGUAGACGAAGAGAAUAUUUUGCUAAUGAAUUGUUUAGGUGGGGGGUUUUGUGUAUUGAAUAAUUUCAU
Messenger RNA from Meloidogyne enterolobii, 1076 nucleotides. The record is from the annotation of a GenBank genome assembly. NCBI's taxonomy places the organism in Eukaryota, Metazoa, Nematoda, Chromadorea, Rhabditida, Meloidogynidae.